UUCCUCUGUGAUCCUGAGAGUUAUGUUAUUGGGAGAGGGCUUCUCCUAGUAGGGUCUCCCAUGACAAGGUGGUCACAGGUGACACGACAAAGAACGGUUCAGUAAGACAUCAUUAAAGAGAGACAGGCAAGGCAGUCGGCUCAAAACCAACCCAACGUUCCCAAAAACAAAGCCAAACCGGAUCAGCCAUCGCCCAGAAUGACAAGGUCUGCCUUUGAUUGGACAAAGGACAGGACACUACUGUCACUACUGCUACUGUCAGCUGAAGAACACGCUGGAUACAGAGGGAGAAAAGGAAGAGCAGCGUUGUUGGUGUGAGUGUAGGAAGGUUGACCGUGGGGACCAUGACUGAAAUGGGUCAGGAGUUAGCUGAUAUGAUGAUGAGGAAAAAGGUAGGCCUUUUACGAGCAGGAACGAGGUAAGGCUGGGGACUUUGGAGACACAUUCAAGAUCUUUUACCACGAGGUGGAUGGGAGAAGAAAUGGUGUCGCCAUCAUUUUGAUUGAUGAGUAUGUGGACAUCUUGUGGAAGUGAAGAUGGACUCAGACGGAAUGAUGAGUGAGAUGGAGAAGGAGCUCUAUUGAACAUUGCACCGCUGGAACUUGAACCCAGGAUCUCCUGUUUGCAAAGUGGAGACAGCGCCAACAGAACAGGUGAUGCUGAAACAGAGCAACUUCAGUUUAAAGCCAAGAUGUCAGAAGCCAUAAGCUCGUCGGUCCAGGUCGGGGAAAAGCGAGGAAGUCCAGAGGAUGAAGAAGGGAACACCCUGAUCAAAAAGCCCAGAGUGGAGAGAGCUUCUCGGGAGAAUGAGGAAGAGCCUGGUGCUGAAGAGGGAGAUGAAGGAGAGGAUGAGGAGGAUGAUGGUGAGACGUUCGCAGAGAUGAUGAAGCACGGUCUCACUGAGGUGGACGUGGGCAUCUUGAAGUACAUCAGUGACCACGAGGGCUUCUCUGGAAUUCUUAAGGAGAGGUAUUCCGAUUUUGUGGUGCACGAAAUAAGCAAACAGGGGAAGGUAGUUCAUUUAGACAACCUGGAAAUACCUGCUGAAGUCCAGGACGAGGAAGAAGUCGCACCUCAAACAGAAUCUGACGUUCUGACCGACGAACAGAAGAAGCAGCUCGCAGAACUUCAGCUCUUCAAGAACAAAGAGGACAAUGUCUCCAUUGAGGGGGACGAAGCCAAAGAGAAGAGGACACUGGUCCACAAGGCCAUCAAAACUCAGUUUCCAGGUCUGGAAACAAAGACAGAGGAGAGAGAUGGACGCAAAUAUAUUGUGGCGUAUCACGCAGCGGGGAAGAGAGCCCUGGCAGGCGCCAAAGUCAGUGCAGCUCCACGGAAACAUUUCUGGCCCAAAAACCGCGGCAGCUUCUGUCACUUUGUCCUGUACAAGGAGAACAAGGACACGAUGGAUGCCAUCAACGUCCUCUCCAAGUUCCUCAGGCUUAGACCCAACAUGUUCUCCUACAUGGGCACCAAAGACAAGCGGGCCAUCACGGUGCAGGAGAUUGCCGUUCUCAAGGUCACAGCAGAGAGGUUAGCACACCUCAACAAGUGCCUCAUGAACCUCAAAUUGGGGAACUUCUCCUACAAGAACCAUCCUCUCAAACUGGGAGAGCUGCAGGGGAACCACUUCACCGUGGUCAUCAGGAACAUCUCAGGCACAGACGCUCAGGUCCACGAGGCCAUGACGUCUCUGCAGGAGACGGGUUUCAUCAACUACUACGGGAUGCAGCGCUUCGGCACCACAGCCGUCCCCACGCAGCACGUCGGGAGAGCCAUCCUCAGGAACGACUGGAGCGAGGUGGUGGAUUUGAUCCUGAAGCCCCGACCGGGAGCGGAGAAAGAGUUCCUGGUGCGCUGCCGCGAGGAGUGGGCCAAGACCCAGGACCCUGAAGCGGCCCUCAAAAAGCUGCCAAACAAACGCUGUGUGGAAGGUCAGCUGCUGCGAGGUCUGUCCAUGCACGGCAAGAAGAACAUCGUCACCGCCUUCGGACUGAUCCCACGCAACAACCGGCUGAUGUACAUCCACAGCUACCAGAGUGUCGUGUGGAACACCAUGGUGAGCCGCAGGAUCGAGGCCUUCGGGCUGAAGCCAGUAGAGGGCGACCUUGUGCUCAAGGGAACCACUGCACAGGUGUUGUCUGCAGAAGAAGUGGAGAAACACACCAUCCACGACAUUGUGAUGCCACUUCCUGGAUAUGAUGUCAUCUACCCCACCCACCACGUGGGGAAGGGUUACCGGGAGCUGCUGAGCGCUGACGGCCUGGACAUCGACAACAUGAGGCACAAAGUGAAGGACUACUCUCUGUCUGGAGCGUACAGACGGGUCGUCAUCAGACCCACAGACGUCAGCUGGGAGGUGAUCCAGUACGACGACCCGCGGAUCUCACUGGUGCACACCGACUUUGAGAAGCUGGAGAACAAACCAGCUCCGGUCUUCAACAAGGAGGGGAAGUUUCGGGCGCUCAGGAUGGAGUUCUCGCUGCCUCCGUCCACGUAUGCCACCAUGGCGAUCCGGGAGGUUCUGAAGUUGGACACCAGCAUCAAGAAACAGACGCAGCUGAACACAACCUGGUUCAACUGAGCCUGCGUGGUGCCGGAUCCGUGUGAAACUUGGUUCUGUGGGAACCUGAUGGCUAUUUUCUUUGAGAAACAAAGAGUUCAUUUAGGAUUUUUAAACAUUUUUAUCUCAUUAAAAUGUGAUGAUGGGUCGUCUCAUCUGUGAAUCAAAACUUUUCAAAUGUUCAAAUUUUUACUUUUAACUGUUGACUCAGCUGAA
Synchiropus splendidus (mandarinfish) is the source of this 2779-nucleotide messenger RNA. It is a transcript of the gene pus7, whose product is annotated as pseudouridine synthase 7. Gene Ontology annotation, biological process: pseudouridine synthesis. Gene Ontology annotation, cellular component: nucleus. The transcript has 18 exons. The record is from RefSeq and is a predicted model, not a curated record. Bases 692 to 2584 code for a protein of 630 amino acids. Gene Ontology annotation, molecular function: pseudouridine synthase activity; RNA binding. NCBI's taxonomy places the organism in Eukaryota, Metazoa, Chordata, Actinopteri, Syngnathiformes, Callionymidae.